AUGUAUUGGCAGUCAAACUUUUCGACGUCGACGGCCUUAGCGCGUUAUUAUAUUAAAGAAUGCCACGGAAGAAAUGAGCCCGUUGACAAAGAUGAUUUACUAAAUAUAGAUGAUAAAAAUUGGAAUACGAUAGUGUGUCGAAGGUGUGGAGCUGUAAUAUUUCCAGAGGAUCGUGUGAAAUACCUAGAAGAUUACACAGUGGAGUUGCCAGAAAUGGUUCCUGGAGGCAGAGGAUCGAUUGUAAAAGAGAAAAUUUCAUGGUGGUGGUAUACAAAGAAUGACAAAGAUUUUGAUACUAUUGGAUUUUUUUGAGACGUGAUCGACAAUAAGAUGACAUUACUAUGCGGUGAUUGUGAGUUCGGCCCAAUAGGUUUGCGAACAAUGGAUGACAAAGAGUUUUGGAUUGCCGUUGAAAGAGUUUGUUACGAAGAUAGA
Messenger RNA from Cylicocyclus nassatus, 435 nucleotides. The record is from the annotation of a GenBank genome assembly. Lineage: Eukaryota; Metazoa; Nematoda; Chromadorea; Rhabditida; Strongylidae.